AUGGUGUGGAAGGGAAUUAUCACAGGAAUCGAAUUACAGAACACGUGGCUCGUUGGUGAUUGGUACAGCUUUACGGCAGAAUACCUUCGUAUGGCGUGGCGGUCUUCCUAUAACGUCUUCGGCUUCUUACGCCUCUACACAGGCCUACCGUCUGGGUUCUGGCUAAGAGGCCCCAGGGAGAACCAACCCCGAGGACUUCAAGCUGCAGGAGGAGCAGCUGCCGGCGUGCGAGAAGGAGAUGUGAUCAUCGAAGCCGAGUGCCUGAGCGUCGACCCGUACAUGCGGUACCGGGCGAGGAUGAUUCCCGUGGGAAGCGUGAUGGUCGGAGGACAAGUAGCCCGAGUGAUCGAGAGCAAGAACCUCAGGAAGGUCGGAAACACCGCCUUACUUCAUUGCAGAAAACUCUGCAACCCGAAGGAGGGAGAAACCGUGCUGGUGAACGCUGCCGCCGGAGCUGUCGGGAGCGCCGUGGUCCAGAUCGCCAAGAUCAAAGGCUGCAAGGUGCAAAUCGCGUCCGCCGGGUCGGAGACAAGUGCGCCCUGGGUCAAGGAGCUCGGCGCCGACCACGUCUUCAACUACAAGACCGCCAACAUCGACGAGGAGCUGAAGAAGGCGGCGCCGGGGGGAAUCCACUGCUAUUUUUCGACAAUUCCUCAUCGUCCGCGAGUGGGCGACUUCACUCUUCACGCCCUCAGACACAUGGUCGACCACGCCCGCAUUUCGGUCUGCGGCGCGAUCUCCACCUACAACAACGAAAGCAAAGACCAAGGGAAAUUGGUCGCUAAUAGUCCAUACGACACUUCUCUCAUAAUCACCAAACAACUGCGUAUUGAAGGUUUCCUGGUGAACCGCUGGCUAAACCGCUGGCUGGAGGGACUCACGCAGUUGAAGCAGUGGGUGCAGGAGGUUAGUAUAUCUGUUGGUAUGUUUUUUGGACGUUCCAGGUGACUGAACGUAAGUUCC
Messenger RNA from Penaeus vannamei (Pacific white shrimp), 963 nucleotides. The record is from RefSeq and is a predicted model, not a curated record. Lineage: Eukaryota; Metazoa; Arthropoda; Malacostraca; Decapoda; Penaeidae.